Molecule: messenger RNA, 6859 nt
Organism: Xyrichtys novacula (pearly razorfish)
Lineage: Eukaryota; Metazoa; Chordata; Actinopteri; Labriformes; Labridae
Source: the annotation of a GenBank genome assembly
AAGAACUUUCCCACAAUGCACCGGGAGGGACACAAGGCGCCUUUUGCAGCGCCUGCAUGACAACAAGUAGGAGCAGGGAAGAAGUCUGUACGUGAAUUAAAACCAUCGCAUGCAUGAAAACAAACAGUCGGUGUUAUUCUUGGACAAUAAGUCUGUGUGUCGCUCCUCUGUCUGACGCUCUUUAAAGGCUCUUCCUCCCGACAUGGCUCCGUUCAGCUUAAUGUCAGCGGGUGUUAGCUUGUUGGCUAAGUCCUUCACAGUCUUCUCCUGCACCAGCUCCCUGCAGAGGUAACUACUCACCUGACCUUAUUUGACCACGUUUUUACUUAUUUAUUUUACUUUAAUGUGCUCUUUUAUACUCAUUAAAACAUCUAUCUUAAAGUUAGUUUAUUUAAAAGUUAGAUUUAAUGUAGUAUUGCUCCGCUUUUAGUGCUUCCUGUCGUGUUUUGCUGUAAUAUUUAUAUUUAGCAAGGUUUAAUAUACCAGUUACGAUUACACAGGUGCUUAGAAAAGUUUAUUUGAAAUAUCUGAAGACCCACAUGUUCUCACUGAGUAUUAUUGAAUUAUCAGUUUAAUGUUGACGCUUUUAUUUAGAACACUUUACAAAAGUUUUUAUGUAAUUCGAUCUUUCACUAAAUUAUAUGUUAUUAUGGACAUAUGUUUUCAUCAUAAAUAGUGUCCAAGCGAACUGGAUGAAAUGAAAUAUUUUUGGGUUUCAGAAAAGGUCUGUUUUCUUCUGUCUGUUAGUCUGUGCAAUAAUAUGAUACACUAAAUUAUUUUAACAUUCAAGCAACUUAUUACCGUAAAACUUGAUACUUUUUAGAGUCUGUUCCUGUCUUUUCAUAAGAAAAUCUGUAUUUUUCUGGUAAUUUUACAGUCAAACCAGUAGGGGUGGGAGAAAAAUCGAUUAACAUAAGUAUUUCUAUGUUGAACAAUCUUUUUUUUCUUCAUAUUAAGAAUAAAGGUCCUUACACCCCAGGAAUGACGCGAAAUUACGAAAUAUUCUGAGGCGAAUUGUGACGCGCCUGACUAUACACAUCAAGUGCGAUGCAAUUUUGCGACUUUCCAGGGGCUAAAGUUACUUAGCACAGAUGAAAGUUUAAACAAAGAUGUUUAGCAAACUGUUAAAGCACACAAACCAUCGUCAUAUGAGAGAUCCUACGCUAUGACUCUUCACAAGUUGUCUUCAGGUCGUUAUCUUUGUAAUGUUUGUGUCUUUUAUCAAAAAAGCACUCUGUUCUCCGACACAUAAACAAUCAGCCGGUCGGCCAUGUUGGAUAUACCGGUGAAUCUGAUGUCGCAAAAAUACGCAAUCUGAUUGGUCAGAAGUGGACACACAGUAUGCGAAACUUUAGAAAAAUCAACCGUGAUAUGAAUAAAAAAAAUGACGCAAUAUGACAGUAGCUGGCCAAAGUACGUUUAUUAGAGUACAAAAUAUGCAUGAAAAACUAGAAUACCCCACUCCACCGCACCCCCUUUUUAAAAAAAGAUCAUUUUAUAAUAUUCAGUUUAUGAUAUGAUAAUUGGUGAUGGCUGUAGAGAAAUCCAGAACCUUCCUUUGCAUAAAUGGACAUGUAUGUAAUAGAGGAAUUACACACGAUGUGAUUCAAGGAUUCAAGGAACUUUAUUGUCAUACCCCACAUCUUUUUACAGUUCGUGGUACAAAAUUAGUGCCCAGGUCCGUUUCCAAGCCAAAAGCACAAUGCAAUACAAUACAAGAGCAAUCAUAAAACUUUAAGAGCAAAAAUACAAACAUAAGAGCAUAAUGUAAACAAAUUAAGUAAAAGCUGAAAUUAGUCAUGUCAGCGUUAUCAGCUAUCAGAAAACCUAGCCUCUAACUCUGACAUCAGCUGCUGAUAAAAUCACGUCUUUUGACUUCUUGUUGAAACUAUGGCUAACUUUUAACAACUAGUUCUGGCCUUAUUUUUUGUUACAAUUACUAGGGCCAAGUUGGACAUUCUUAAUAUUGCAGUAUUACUGAUUGAUAUUGUGGACAAACAGAAUACAUGAUUAAAAGAAAUGAUAGGUCAUUUUAUUUUAGAGGCUGUAACCAGAGAUUUUUUUAAUAUUCAUGAUGUCGCUUAUUUAUUAACUUAAUUUUGUGAAUCAAGCAACAGCACAAUACCCAAGUAAUAUCUACUCGGGCUUCAUAUAAUCACUAAGUUAAUGUAACGUUGGAAACACUGAUAUAAGUGCUGAGCUAAGCUAAGUUAGCUUUCCCUCUCCGGCUCUGUUCAAUGCUAAUUUUCUAAAUGUGUGCAUUCUUACACGUUGUAGGUGUACCAGUGUCCUCCCAGCUGCAUUCUUCAACCCAGUGAGAUGUUUGACCUCUCAGACCGCUGGUCCUCCAAAGAAACCUCUGACCGGGUACAUGAGAUAUGUGAAGCAGCAGCAGCCAGUUGUGGCCAGACAAUACCCAGGUAACUCUGCAACAUAUAAUGUGCGUUAGAGAAUAUCAAAGUUUAGUACUUUAAGGAACCUUGGCAAUGAUCCACCAAUAAGAGCUAAAGCACACACAGUGAAGAAGAAUCAUAUCAUUCUUAUUGUAUUGACUUAUUGACUGAGCUGACCCAGGGCUUGAUGCUAACUUUUUUCCCAGGGGGCACAUGUGCUCUUAACUUUGAAAAAGUAAGGAGCACACAAAGAACUUAAGGGGCAACAUGAAAAAUGAUCAAAUAAUGUUUCUCUUAUUGGUCGAUGCAAGUACUAUUGUUUGAAAUCAAUUUUAGGUCAGUUGGUCUCAUGACAUGAAAGCUAUUGAAGAAAAUGUUCAAAAAAAUUUAACAAACAUUUUUUAGAGGACAAAUUAGGGAAAUGAAGAGGUGUGUCUUAUUGUCCGACCUUAGUACUAUCAUCAGAAAACAAUUUUAGGUCAAUUAGUCUUAUGACAUGGAAGCUAUUGAAGGAAAACAGCCAUUUUUGAGAACAUCAACUGGUAAUUUAUUGACGGUCCCUUAUUUAACACCUGACACUGACAGCGAGGAUGCUGAGUAGAUUUAACCACGCUGCUGUGCAACUGUGCAUGCCAGUAAGGCUGUAGUAAUUAAUUUUUAUAGUGAUCAAGUAUUUAAUUGAUUAUUCUGACUAUUAAGUAAUCUAAUAAUAACAUUUGUUGCCCUGGCUAUUUUUUUUCUAUGUGCACAUGUACCUGAAUAAAUACACUUAUUUGAUCACUACAUGUGACUUGUUAAUAUCAACGUGAUAUUACAUGUCAUCUCUAAGUUAAAUGAAAUUGAGGUCAAAUUUGGCAAAUAAAAGUCAGUUACCUGUGCUCCAUCAGAGAGCUGCAUCAUCUUGAUCAUGUUUUAAUUUUUACCUUUAGAUACUAAAGCAGUGGACGUCAUCAGGAAGAUCGCCCAGCAGUGGAGACUCCUGAGCCCGGACCAGAAACGGGUAUUUCAUUCUUUCACUCAUUAAACAUUAUAAACUGAAGAUAUUCAUCCAACUUGUAUUCAAACUAAUUCGUAAAAGGGUUACAUGGCUUUUGUACCCACUUAACCUGUGCAUAUAACAAAACAUAUUGGUCUUAUUCACAAAGCAAUUACACAGGGUUUAGGUCCUCUGAUUGUGCUGCAGAGCGGAUAAUGUCACUGUGCACAAGAGUUUCUGUAACACAUGAAAUAAGCUGUGAAACGUUCAUUUGGAGAAGAACAUGCCUGAUAUGCGAGGGAGCCGGAUUGCAGAUAACCUCUAAUUCACUUAUUAACUGUGCUGGAGUGUUUAUGCGGGUUGUUACAGCUAAACAGCACCACCUGUAGAUGACCUAAGAAUAGUAUCCCUGUACAUGUAACCAGUUAACAUCCCUUUGACAUGACUAAUUUUAGAGUAACAGCCAGGGAGUAUGUGGCUUAACUCCCACACAUACAGGCUGUGCAACUGUGCAUGCCAGUAAGGCUGUAGUAAUUAAUUUUUAUAGUGAUCAAGUAUUUAAUUGAUUAUUCUGACUAUUAAGUAAUCUAAUAAAAAAUGUAUUAAAGUAUUGUAUUUUCUUGUUUUAAUUAACCUGAAUAAAUACACUUAUUUGAUCACUACAUGUGACUUGUUAAUAUCAACGUGAUAUUACAUGUCAUCAUCUGUGUUCAUACAUACCCUGACCGCCACAGUGAGGUCAAAUUUGGCAAAUCAUCUGUCUCCCCUCUGUCCUCUCAGCAUAUGGCUUGUCAGUCUUUUGAUGUUAUUGGUCUCUUCUUUGAAGCCAUUUGAACAAGCCUCUCAGCUGGCCAGGGAGCAGUUUAAGGUGGAUUUCCAGCGUUACCAGGCCCAGCUGACCCCAUUCCAGAUCAAGCAACAGACCCUGGAGAGAAAAGUGAGACUAGCCAAAAGGAAAGCCAUCCGCAAAAAGAGGGUAAGAGAGAGUGAGAGAGAGAGAGAGCGUCAUGGAGGCUCUUCUAUCAGGGGCUGUAAUAUACUUGUUAUCAAAAUUGUGUGUGUGCAUGUAGCAGGUCUUGCUGCAGGAAUCAAAUAUGAUGUAGUUGAAUUGUUGAAGCUCAGUAAGCUCUAAACUCAAUCAGUCCAUCUCUCUCAUGCCUCCCCUCUGUGUGUUCUUCUGUGAUCCAGGAGCUAACCAACCUCGGGAAACCCAAACGUCCACGCUCCCCAUUCAACAUUUUCAUGUCGGAGCACUUCGAGGAGGCCAGAGGGACCAGCACGACGGUCAGAAACACACACAGCCGCAUGACAGAACAUUUACAGGGAUAGUUCAAAUACCUCUACAUAAGGUGGUGUGAGAGUGAGAUUCAGAUUGAGAUGUAUAAAUAGUUUCUGUUCAGACUGAGAGAAGACAAUAUUUGAAGCUGAAGUUGAAUUUUGUGGGUAAAAAAACAAGAAUUUUAUGAACAGACUUUGUCUGGAUUAUGCCAACGAUUUCAUGACAGAAUAUUUGGGCCAACAAGAAUGAAGUUGCACAAAUAUAGUCAUUACACAAACACAAAAGGACUGUACUCAAGACAACUCUAGAGCAGGUAGACUUGUUUCAAAGGAGAUAAAAAUCACAGCAGUAGCUUACCUCUCAUUAUAAACACUGACACGUGCUCUGAGGGGCUCUGUGGGUGUGCAAGUUGCUGCUCUGAUCAGGGUGAAGUCUAGCUGUCAAAUAUUUCAAAAGUGAUGUUGAAUGUGACGUCAGUGAUGGUGUUGAAACUGGUGUACCACCCACCACUAGUGCGGAACAGCUGUUGUGAAGGUGACAAAGAAAUGGUGUAAAAAUGAUUUUGUGUUGUUUUUCUUUAAUUAAAAAAGAAAAAUGUGUAUGUUUUUGCAAAGCAGUCACUAAUUUUAUGUUUGUGCCGCUGUUUUAUUCAGGAAAAGCUGACAUCACUGAGGGACGACUGGAGGAAUUUGUUCAGUCAUCAGAAACACGUUGGGCCUUUAUUCUUCACUUGCAUCGUCUUCAUUCAGCCGUUUACAGGUACAACAAGAAAAUGACAGAGUCUAUUUUUUCACUAUUCCAGGUCUACACACAGCUGGCUGAAGACGACAAAAUUCGCUACAAGAACGAGAUGAAGUCCUGGGAGGAGCACAUGGUGGAGAUCGGACGAGAAGACGUGAUCAGAGAGAAAACGCUAACUGCCCAGAAAAGAGCAGCAGCUGCUAAAGCAAAGGCAGUGAGCAAGAAGACCCCUGCUAAAGCCAAAACUAAAACUAAAGCUAAGGCUAAGGCUAAACCGGUAAAGAAGGCUGCAGGAAAGUCCAAAACAACUUCACAAACUAAAAAAAGCACCACUGCGAAAACCACCAGGACUACCAAGAAGAAAUAAGAAGUGUUCAAUUACUGAGUGAGGAGGGUGAAACGUGUUUGUUGACAACUACAGAGAGAGAUGUGAUGAUUCAAGGCAGUGCGAGGCCUGUUUUGUCUCUAACCAUGAAAGUCAAAAAGUUGUAGGUUCAACAGAGCAACUUUUUUUUUUUUACCAAAUUCAGAAAGAUAAUUUUACAACUCCCCUUUCAAGACUCUGAUUGGUGAAACUUACACAGAAGAACCCUGAAAACAGGAUUAAAGUGUGAAAAGGACCUCCUUGUUUUGAUCGGUAGGAAAAUAAAUGACCAGAUGAAAUGUAAGGGUUUCAGGAACUUCAAAUUUGGGGUGAAGUUCAAUUGAAUGUAUGAGGCACUGACGCUGUUUUUGAUCCGAUGAGAGUGUUAAAAGGUUUCACAGCUCUGAGUGUAACCACAAGUAUUUCAGAGGAACGUGAAAGUUACUGUAGCCGUCCUGAAAGCUUCAACCUUUCUAUAUUUGUUAUUGCAGAAAAGGAAAAGCCUGAUGUAUAUUUACUCAAGAGAAAAACUCAUAGAUGCAAAAAUUGACUCCUCUCCCUUCACUCCUCACUCCACUGCCUUUGGCUCCAGCUUUGAGCACAUUGGUUCAAAGUGAAGAAAUACAUCUUUCAAAAAUACAGUUUUUCAUUUUUCAAAGAUAGACUCAGUAUUUGUCGUUCAUAGCUUGGAGCUAGUGUUUCAGCAAAUUGAUAUUUUCAUUGGUUUGGAAAAAAAAUCACUGACAGCAGCCGAUUCUCCAACAAGGACUUUAAAAGUGUGCAGCUACCCUUUAUCAGAGAGCACUUCCUCGUAAAAUCGGACAGGAUAAUGGCUGCCAUGAGUCCAGCCAGCUGAAUUUGUCAAACCUGCUUUUCAUAAAUGUAGAAUAUGCAUAUGUUGUACAGUUGCAAUCCCCAGACUGUGAAAACACUGUUCAUCGAUUGUGGCAGAAGAAACUUUCAGACUGACUUCUAUUUUGAAAAUAUCAAACGUUCAUUAUCAUGCAUUGUACCUGUUUAGCUUUGCAAAAGUCUUUUUGUCCUGUUAACAGAUGUAAAAACAAAAAAAAAACUUUCAUAAAAUAAAGCUCAGCUUUUUCCCUUAA